CUGCUGCUGAUAUUGCUGCUGCUGAUGUUGCUGCCGAUGCUUCUAAGGCUCCUACUGAUACUACCAAAACUGGAACUCAAGCCCCUCUUGCACCUGGUGAAGAAGCUGACGAAGAAGAGCCAGAUGAAGAAGAACCUGAAGAACUUUUCCGUCGCUCCAGCCAUGACGAAGAAGAUGAAGAGGAAGAAGAUGAAGACGAGCCAAGUGAAAAGAAGCAUGAUGAAAAGGAUGAAAAGAAGAAGCGUAGCCUUACUCGCCGUACAAGUGAAAACGAAGAAGAGCCUGACGAAAAUGAACCCGAUGAAAACGAAGCUGACGAAAACGAAAUUGAUGAAGAAGAAGCUGAUGAAAACGAAAACGAACCUGACGAGCUUGGUGAUGCUGCACCUAACAAUCACUAGAUAUUUUCUUUAUGCUUUGGUUUAUUUGUUAAACCAGUUUUAGUUGUUCCUCAAGGACGUAGUUUAUUAUUUUUUCUAAUUUAAAAAUUCAAUAAAUAUUGUAUUUCUUAUAAAAA
Molecule: messenger RNA, 517 nt
Organism: Gilbertella persicaria
Lineage: Eukaryota; Fungi; Mucoromycota; Mucoromycetes; Mucorales; Choanephoraceae
Exons: 1
Coding region: 25-444 (139 amino acids)
Source: RefSeq, a predicted model, not a curated record